This is a messenger RNA of Lates calcarifer (barramundi perch), 1218 nucleotides long. RefSeq names its product sorting nexin-7-like. Gene Ontology annotation, molecular function: phosphatidylinositol binding. The record is from RefSeq and is a predicted model, not a curated record. Lineage: Eukaryota; Metazoa; Chordata; Actinopteri; Centropomidae.
GGCAUUGUCUCAUUGGUCCAGAACACAUCCCUGGCAGAUGGAAGCCCCAUGCCCAACUCUCCCAGCUCCAUGGUCAACCAGUACAGACUGGAGGAGGAUGAGGAGGAGGAGCAGCAGCAGGAUGCCGACACCAAAGACAUCUUCAUCACCGUCGACAACCCAGAGAGCCACGUCACUGCCAUCGAGACCUUCAUAAUGUACAGGGUCCUCACUAAGACCACGCGGAGUGAGUUCGACUCCAGCGAGUACGAGGUACGCCGGCGCUACCAGGAUUUCCUGUGGCUCCGAAGCAGACUAGAGGAAAACCACCCGACGCUCAUUGUCCAUCCGCUGCCGGAGAAGUUUGUGAUGAAAGGCAUGGUGGAACGCUUCAAUGAUGACUUCAUUGAGACCAGGAGGAAAGCUCUGCACCGCUUCCUCAACAAGAUCUCAGAGCAUCCCAUCCUGUCCUACAGCCAGCACUUCAAAGUUUUCCUCACUGCACAGGAGCUGACCUCUCACAAGAAACAAGGUCCGGGCUUCCUGAGCAGGAUGGGAGAGACGGUGAGGGCGGUGGCCAACUCUGUACGAGGCCUGAGAAACCGACCGGAGGAGUUCACUCUGAUGCAGGAGUAUGUGGAGGACUUCAGCAACAAGAUCUGCUCUGUGGACAAAGUCACCCAAAGGAUCAUCAAGGAGCAGAGAGAGUAUCUGGAUGAGCUGAAACAGUAUGGUCCCACGUACACCCAGUCGGGGUCAGAGGAAGAUCUGGCGGAACCGCUGAAGGGCGUGGCUCGCUGCGUGGAGGGGUGCAGUAAGGAAACAGAAGAGCAGAUCCAGCAUCUGUCCGAGGUCCUGGUCCCCGCCCUGCACGAGUACGUCCUCUGUGCUGAGACACUGAAGGCUGUGAUGAGACGUAGAGACAACAUCCAGGCCGAGUUUGAAGCCAAGAACGAGGCCCUGGCAUCCAGAAAACCAGAAAACCAAGAAGCACUGCAGGAGGAGGUGGAUGGUCUGGCAGACCGGGUGGAGCUGGCUAACAACGCCUUGAAGGGAGACUGGUCCCGUUGGCAAAAGGGCAUGAGAACUGACCUCAAAUCAGCCUUUAUUUCCACCGCUGAGAAGAACGUGGAUUACUACGAGAAGGUGAGCUCAAGAUUCAGACCAAUCACCAAAAAAGUUCCAUCAGGGCAGUUUUAUUGCUUUAGCAUAAAUAAGUUCUAAGGAUGACCUAUAUUU